UACUGGGAAACGGUUAUAGAACACCUAAAACUCCCCCCUUCUAAGACCUCUCUGUGGACUAAAUAGCAGAGAAAGAGGGAGACCUAUCUAUCCCUCCCUUCAUCACCUCCUUUCAGCAGCCCAGGCAGGAGAAACCGUGGGAGAGAAGGAGAAGAGGAGGAAAGAACAGUAGAGCUGGCGCCACUGUCCAUUAAAGCUAUCCACCACUCCAUUUACUCUAACCUGGGGGUUACUGUUGCUAGUUGGGACAUGGACACUGCUCCUACACCUGUGCUGGCUGCUGGGGACAAUGUGUGUGACAAGACGGUGUGCGAGGCGCUGGGCCACUUCGAAUCCACACUGGCGGUGGCGGUGCACGAGGUGCAUGUGAACGUGAGCGCCUUCAAGCGGGGCGUGGAGCGGCGGGUGGACGAGGUGUGCUGGGCCCAGGGACCCCUGGCCGAGGCUGUGCAGUGGCUGAUGCAGGAUAACCUGCAGCUCCGGAGCCAGCUGGAGGUGCUGGCCCGCCUGGUGGAGGGUCUGACAGGAAGAGGGGUGGACAGGAGCGCCCUGGAGGAGAGGGACAGUAGGGGACGGAUCCCCAUGACUUCGUCCCAGGGGACGGUGAACAGAAGCCAGGGGAGCCCCUCCACCACAGUCCCCUCUGGACUGUCAGAGUCUGGAUUUUCUGAUCUUGGUUCUGGUGCCUCUAGUUCUACAUCAGCCCAUCUCUCCAGCAGGGAGCCGAUGGGGAACAGCAGCAUGGCUAAUGGGCAUAAGGUUGUUGACAAAAUGGAAGAGAAAAAUGUUGAUGCUGUGUUGGAGAAUGGAAAUGACAAAGAGCAAGUCAGCGGUCAGGCAGCAGAGAAGCACAAGCCACAUCUCCCUGUCAGUGCCAUGACCAGGACUAGUCCCGAGUCACCAACUGGCCCCAGACGAGCCUCAGAGGAACUCAAGUCUGCUGGUCAUUCAUUAGAAGAUGUCACCUCACCCAAAGCAAUACCGGAUUAUUUGUAUAAAUCUGAGGACUCGUCAUUCGGCAAGCCACAUCUUCCCUGCACUGCCAUGACCAAAACGGACUCCCCAACUAGCCCCAAACCGCCAGCACAAUCUCCUGCUUUGGCCCAAAAGUCUCCUGCUUUAACACCAAAGUAUCCUACCUACCCAAUAGCAGACGUCACCACUCCCAAAACAGCACUUGUUGCUCUGUUUAGUCCUACACCAGCAUUAAAGAGAGAGACCCCUGUGCCAAUGCGUACAUUUACACUUCCAGGCCUAUUACAAGGACCAGCAGAGAGUUCGUCAGGACAACAUCAGGAAGUGAGGUCACCAGUCAGCAGUCAUGGAGCUCAGCAAGAGCACCCCACCCCUGUAUCUCUGGCCCCGCCCUAUGCCCCUGUCAGUGCCUUGACCAAAACUAGCCCUGAGGUACCAACUGCACCAGCCCCAACUCAGUCCCCUGCCACCCCAUCUUGGGCCCCUGCUGCCCCAUAUCAGUCUUCUGCUGCCCAAACUCAGUCUCCUGCAGCCACUCCAUCUCCUGCACCCAAAACACCUAGUCAAUCCGUAUUUGAGGAGACCACACCCAAAGCAUCAGGAGAAUUUCCUUUCAAACGUAGUGAACGUGAUAAGUUUGACAGUCCGAACAAGCUUGGUGGUCUGGACAAGUUUGGGGGCGGUGGGGAGCGGAAGCUGCAGAGGUCACAAACGCUGCCUCGCAACCUCGGGAUGCAGGGCAAACGGUCUCUGUUUGAGAGUUUGGCCUACGAGUGUGACAGGUCCAAGGCUGCAGGCUCCAAGCCCAGACUGCAGCGCACCCAGAGUUUCAACAGCGCUAGCAACAUCAAGGCAAUGCUCCUGGAGUGGUGCCGCUCCAAAACCAUUGGCUACCAGAACAUAGACAUCCAGAACUUCUCAUCCAGCUGGUGUGAUGGGAUGACCUUCGCUGCCCUGGUCCACUCCUUUUUCCCGCUGGUGUUUGACUACAACACACUGAACCCUGCCAAUCGCAAACACAACUUUGAAAUGGCCUUCACCACAGCAGAGGAGCAAGCCGACUGUGUGCGUCUCAUAGAGGUCGAGGAUAUGAUGGCGAUGGGUAGCAAACCAGACCCCAAGUGUAUUUUCACCUACGUUCAGUCCCUCUACAACCACCUCAAGAAGUUUGAAUGACACUCCCAUACAGAGGCGACCACCCCUAUCACCAGCUACACUGACUCAUGUCGUCAGCAAACCAAAGCACUACUCCCUACUUUGUUCAAAUCUUGAUAACUGUAUAUGACGAUUGUGCCUGUAGAAUUCUAUUUGAAUUCUUCUGGUCAUGUAAUAAUGUGCUGUGCAUAUGGUUUGGGGGCGUUUAUUUUGCCUCAUUUAGAAAAUAGAGGUAGUGAAUUGGGGAAAAGAUUGUAGUUGUACAAAUAUGUUUUUUGACUCAGAGAGCCACCUGCUGGUUAUUUUCUAGUGGUGUAAUAUGGACGCAGAUCAUAAAAUAAAUGGAACAAGAUCUAUAAAAUAGUCUUUGUCAAGCAUGAAGCUAGCAAAACACCUGAAAUACAUAAUUUAAUACAAAUUGCAAAGAAAGUGGGAAGAAAAUUAAAAUGAAAGAAGUGUAAAUGCAAAGAAAGUUGGCAGGAGCAACUUGUUAAUUGUAAGCACUGAUCUUGAAUCUGUUGGGUCUUCUGCUGAUGCCAUUGGACUCAAGGAUUUACAGUCAUACAGUACAGUAUAUUGUUGUUUAAAAGGCAUCUG
This is a messenger RNA of Coregonus clupeaformis (lake whitefish), 2727 nucleotides long. Its product is annotated as smoothelin-like protein 2. Lineage: Eukaryota; Metazoa; Chordata; Actinopteri; Salmoniformes; Salmonidae. Gene Ontology annotation, biological process: actin cytoskeleton organization. The transcript is spliced from 10 exons. The coding region runs from base 250 to 2151 and encodes 633 amino acids. The record is from RefSeq and is a predicted model, not a curated record. Gene Ontology annotation, molecular function: protein binding. Gene Ontology annotation, cellular component: filamentous actin; microtubule organizing center.